AUGCGUCAAGCAGAUGAAAGUUACGUCGAAAUGGAGGAAUUGCUCGAAAAAUCGGGGCAAUUCAUCGCUGAGCAGUUGGGGGUUGAAGACGCAUACAUCACUGCUGGGUGCUAUGCCGCACUCGUCUUAGCAUCGGCAACAGUAAUGACCGGAAGCGAUCCUGACAAGUGUGCACAACUUCCAGAUACCACCGGACUAAAGGACGAAAUCGUUUUUCAGAAGAUGCAGCACUACGGCUAUGAUCGUGCGUUUACGAUUCCAGGAAGUAAACUCAUAUCUGUAGGAGACGAAAACGGCUGCACCGCUGAGACGUUGAACGAUGCAAUCGGUGAAAACACAGCCGCAGUCGCAUAUCUUAUCCAACCCGAUCAGGGCAACGCCGUCCCGUUAGCGGAAGCGGUUGGGAUUGCGCACUCACACAAUCUGCCACUCAUCGCCGAUGCCGCCUCUCAAAUCUAUCCGCUUGAUUACUUCCGGCGGAACGCACAGUCUGCGGAUCUCGUCUGUUUCGGUGGUAAGUAUUUCAAUGCACCUCACUCUACAGGAUUCGUUUGUGGCAGAAAGGAUCUCAUUGAAACAGUACGAACCCAUGGUUUCAUUGGACCGAGACCCGUUGGGCGCGGUAUGAAAGUAGACCGGCAGGAGAUUAUCGGAUUGGUGACCGCUAUCGACAUCUGGUUGUCAACGAACCACGAGGUGCGGUCAAAGGAACAGGAUGGGAGAUACGCUGUCCUCGCAGAGGGUCUUGAGAAUCUUGACGGUGUAUCGUGCGAAGUCCACUACCAAGAGAAAAGCCAUACACUGUCGAAUCUACAUGUUGCGUUUGAUACUGCCAUUAGUGGCAAAGAUGCCGCGCAGGUCGCACAGGAAUUGGAUGUUGGCACCCCACGUAUCAAGGUGAAUACGCACGGUAAAGAAACCAUCGUGAUUAGUGCCUACACCCUCAAUGCAGGAGAAGAGGAUAUCAUCGCAAACGCCUUGCGACAUCUCUUGCGUGGAUAG
Geodia barretti is the source of this 1002-nucleotide messenger RNA. NCBI's taxonomy places the organism in Eukaryota, Metazoa, Porifera, Demospongiae, Tetractinellida, Geodiidae. The record is from the annotation of a GenBank genome assembly.